Durusdinium trenchii is the source of this 510-nucleotide messenger RNA. Lineage: Eukaryota; Dinophyceae; Suessiales; Symbiodiniaceae. The record is from the annotation of a GenBank genome assembly.
AUGAUCCUUCAGCACUGCGGCGUUGCUGUGCAUGAGGAACGUCGAGCUAUGCAGAUUGCCCUUCGAAGCGGGCCAGUGAAGGCGGUGAAGUGGCUCUUGCGAGCACGAGCUGAUGCGGAGAAACCAGUGGAAGCUGACUUGACCCCGCUUCGCUUGGCCGCACGCUUUGGAAACGAUGAGGUCGUUGACACACUGUUGGAAUCAAGGGCGCAAGCCAACACCAGAGGGCGCUUUGGCUACACAGCCUUGAUGGUUGCCGCAAUGUAUGGCCACGCUGACAUUGUACAGCUUCUUCUCAGUCGAGGAGCACAGGUCAACACCAACGGAGAUGGCGAGACAGCGAUUGACUUAGCCUCCCGGUAUCCAGAGGUGGCCGAAAUGCUCCAAGCGCACGUCGACGCCUAUGGUUGGACUGGCAGUGCUGACGAGAAAAGGGCGACAGCGGACUUUGCCUGGGCAACCGGACCUUCCUGUUGCAAGGAACCACGGGAUUCUCCCUGCUCUGAAUGA